AUGGGGCGUGGGACCCCGAGGCCAUGUGGCGAUUUAACCACAGGAGGCGAAAUGCCUAACAAAACGGUAGGUGCCGGGACCGAGAGGAAGUCCCUUCAAUCAGUUUAUGACCGUGAUUUAUUAGGCACAAACAGUUUGUAUCAUGACAAACAACACGGUGUUUAUAAUAAUUGUCGUUGUAAAUCACAUUUCACCGUCAUAGUUUAA
Prunus armeniaca (apricot) is the source of this 207-nucleotide messenger RNA. Lineage: Eukaryota; Viridiplantae; Streptophyta; Magnoliopsida; Rosales; Rosaceae. The record is from the annotation of a GenBank genome assembly.